AGAAAAGCCCCCGGGGGGUCAAACGGUGCAACAUGUGACCAGGCGGCCAAUGAAUGAAGGCUGCGGCUCGAACUCGUGUCUGUCUUUCUCCGGGGCCCUCAGACGGUCUGCAGCCGCGCUCUGUGGAAGAAAGAUGCCGCCUGCUCCGGCAGAUGUGUCGAGUCCCAAGCCCGUGGACGGGGGCUGGGGCUGGAUGGUGGUGCUCGGCGCCCAUAUUUCCAUUGGGUUCGCAUAUUCCACCCCCAAAGCCCUGUCCAUUUUCUUCAAGCCGAUCAAAGAAGACUUGGGGGCCAGCUAUAGUGAAAUAGCAUGGAUUUCCUCCAUCAUGCUGGCUGUAAUGUAUGCAGGCGGUCCAGUGAGCAGCGUGUUGGUCCGUCGCUUUGGAAGUCGACCAGUGGUCAUGAUGGGCGGGCUGAUGUGUGGGGUUUCUAUGGUAACGGCCUCAUUUGGGAGCUCCAUCGUUUACCUCUACCUUUGCAUUGGCAUCAUUGGAGGCUGGGGACUCUGCUUUAACCUGAACGCGUCUCUCACCAUCAUCAGUAAAUAUUUCCUUGCCAAGCGACCGUUGGCCAACGGCCUUGCCAUGGCCGGCAGUCCGGUGUUCCUCUGCUUCCUGGCCCCGCUCAACCAGUAUCUCUUAGGACACUUUGGCUGGAGAGGAAGCCUGCUUAUCCUCGGGGGUAUGAUGUUAAACUGCUGCGUUGCGGGGGCCGUAAUGAGACCUGUCGCUCGGCACUCUGCGCCACCGAAGGAAGUGGACCAGUCAAACAACGCCAAGUCGAAAGGGAGCCGUCUGAAAAAAGUUAAGACCUUUGUGGAUCUGUCGUUCUUCAAGGAUCCGGGCUUUAUUAUUUACCUCGUUGGAAACGUGAUGUUCAUCUUUGGCGCCUACGCGCCCAUCGUGUUUUUGUCGGCGUACGCAGUCAGCCGAGGCGUAGAGGAGUACUCUGCCGCCUAUCUGCUCUCCAUCAUGGGCUUCGUCGACAUGUUUGUUCGGCCUCUCACAGGGCUGGUAGCCAACAGCAAGUGGGUCAGGCCGAGGAUCCAGGCCCUCUUCAGCUUCGCCAUGGUCUUCAAUGGCACGUUCCACCUCCUCUGCCCCCUGAUGAGGACCUACCCGCUGCUGGUGGCCUACGCUGUGUUCUUCGGAGUGGGCUUUGGGAUGGUUUUCGCACUGAUAUUUGAAUGCCUCAUGGACCUGAUGGGAAACCAGCGCUUCCCCAGUGCUGUUGGACUGGUGACCAUCAUAGAGUGCUUCCCCAUGCUCUUGGGACCGCCGGCUGCAGGGUUGCUGGUGGACAUCUUUGAUGACUACAAGUACCUUUUCUUCAUGUGCGGAGGAGUGAUCACGACUGGUGGGCUCUUCCUCUUCGUCAUGAACUUCUAUAACUACAACAGGUUAGAGAAAGCGAAUAGAGGAAAAGAAACGGAGCAGAACCGGAACACCGUGGAGAACCAGGAGCGGGCGAGCAGAGAGGCUCAGAUGGAACUGAUGGACUCUGAGGUGAAAGAGACGAACACGGCCCAACCAGAAUACUCACAGUUGGGUAGUAACUAGCUACAUUUACUCAAUUACAUUUACUUGAGUAACUUUUUUUGAAGAAAAAAAAAAGAGACAAUUUUAGGAGUACUUUUACUACGCUUCACUUUUUACUUUUACUUGAGUAAUUUUAUUGUGAAGUAUCGUUACUCUUGAGUAAAAUUUCUGGAUCCUCUACCCA
Xiphophorus maculatus (southern platyfish) is the source of this 1721-nucleotide messenger RNA. RefSeq names its product monocarboxylate transporter 2-like. Gene Ontology annotation, molecular function: monocarboxylic acid transmembrane transporter activity. The record is from RefSeq and is a predicted model, not a curated record. Lineage: Eukaryota; Metazoa; Chordata; Actinopteri; Cyprinodontiformes; Poeciliidae. The transcript is spliced from 5 exons. Gene Ontology annotation, cellular component: membrane. Gene Ontology annotation, biological process: transmembrane transport; monocarboxylic acid transport. The coding region runs from base 50 to 1558 and encodes 502 amino acids.